Molecule: messenger RNA, 5496 nt
Organism: Chiroxiphia lanceolata (lance-tailed manakin)
Lineage: Eukaryota; Metazoa; Chordata; Aves; Passeriformes; Pipridae
Gene: TGFBRAP1
Product: transforming growth factor beta receptor associated protein 1
Exons: 11
Coding region: 14-2602 (862 amino acids)
Biological process (GO): vesicle-mediated transport; autophagy; endosomal vesicle fusion
Cellular component (GO): membrane; cytoplasm
Source: RefSeq, a predicted model, not a curated record
CCCAGAAGACACAAUGAGCGUUAAAGCUUUCAAGCUCGUUUCUGCUGUUGAGCGGGAGAUGUUAAUGGGAGACAAAAAUUACAUCAACAUCGAGUGCAUUGAGUGCUGUGGGAAGAACCUCUACAUUGGAACCAAUGACUGCUUUAUCUACCACUUCAUGUUGGAUGAAAAGGUAUCAGCAGCUGGAAAAAUAACUUUUGCUGCUACCAAACAACUGCAUAAAUACCUGGGCUUGAAGAAGCCUGUGAGCGAGUUGAAAGCUGCCUCUGCCCUCACCAGACUUCUCGUGCUUUGUGACAACACAAUAACACUAGUUAACAUGAUCAACUUGGAACCCGUCCCCACCGGUGCCAGGAUCAAAGGAGCUGUGACAUUCACGUUGAAUGAAAACCCUGUGAGCGGGGAUCCCUUCUGUGUGGAAGUCUGCAUCAUCUCCGUCAAGCGUCGGACCAUUCAGAUGUUCAUGGUGUUUGAAGACAGAGUCCAGAUAGUGAAGGAAGUGUUUACUCCAGAGCAACCCUGUGCUGUGGCUGUAGAUGGAUACUACUUAUGCCUUGCACUUACUACACAGUAUAUAAUUUUGAAUUAUAAUACUGGCGUCUCCCAGGAUCUAUUUCCUUAUUGCAGUGAUGAGAAACGGCCAAUUGUGAAAAGGAUAGGAAGACAAGAGUUUCUCUUGGCUGGCCCUGGAGGCCUAGGCAUGUUUGCAACUGUAGAUGGGAUCUCACAGCGCGCCCCAGUGCACUGGUCAGAGAAUGUGAUUGGGGCAGCUUUGUGCUUUCCUUAUGUGGUGGCUCUCGAUGAUGAGUUCAUUACUGUGCACAGCAUGCUGGACCAGCAGCAAAAGCAAACCCUGCCUUUUAAAGAAGGUCACAUUCUACAGGACUUUGAAGGAAAGGUGAUUGUUGCUACUAACAAGGGUGUAUAUAUCUUGGUGCCACUACCUUUGGAAAAACAGAUUCAAGAUCUUCUAGCUAGCCACAGAGUAGAAGAAGCCCUUGUUCUAGCAAAAGGAGCUCGAAGGAAUAUUCCAAAAGAGAAAUUUCAGGUAAUGUACAAACGAAUCCUGCAGCAAGCAGGUUUUAUACAGUUUGCACAGCUUCAGUUCCUUGAAGCGAAAGAACUCUUCAGAAGCGGCCAGCUUGAUGUCCGGGAGCUGAUCUCUCUCUACCCCUUCCUGUUGCCUACUUCCUCUUCAUUUAUCCGGUCUCAUCCCCCUCUGCACGAGUAUGCCGACCUAAACCAGCUGACCCAAGGGGACCAGGAGAAGAUGACAAAGUGCAAACGAUUCCUCAUGAGUUACUUGAACGAAGUCCGCAGCACUGAGGUUGCCAAUGGCUACAAGGAGGAUAUCGACACUGCUUUACUCAAGCUAUAUGCAGAGGCAAAUCAUGAAAGCCUGCUGGACCUGCUAGUUUCAGAGAACUUUUGUCUUUUGACAGAUAGUGCUGCCUGGCUGGAAAAACACAAGAAGUAUUUUGCACUUGGUCUCCUGUAUCAUUACAAUGGUCAGGAUGCUGCAGCGCUUCAGUUAUGGGUGAAAAUAGUUGAUGGAGACAUUGAAGAUUCUACACGUUCAGAUCUCUAUGAAUAUAUAGUAGACUUCUUGACAUUCUGCUCAGACCAAGACCUUGUGUGGAAGUACUCUGCAUGGAUUUUACAAAAAAAUGAAGAGGUCGGCGUACAGAUUUUCACUAAAAGGCCUUUGGAAGAACAGGAGAAAAACAUUAAUCCAGAUGAUAUCAUCACUUGCCUUAACAAAUAUCCUAAAGCACGUGUCAAAUAUCUAGAGCAUCUUGUACUGGAAAGAAAGAUAGAGAAAGAGAAGUACCAUACUCAUCUAGCUGUCUUGUACUUGGAGGCAAUAACUCAGCUAAAAUCUGAGACCACAGAUAAUUGUACAGAAACAACUGAACUGCUGUUUAAAUUACGAAGUUUACUUCAGAAAUCUGAUCUUUAUAGAAUUCGCUUUAUUUUGGACAAAAUCCAGGGCACAGACCUUCAUAUGGAAAGUGCGAUUUUAUAUGGGAAACUAGAAGAACAUGAGAAGGCUUUGCAUAUCCUUGUCCACGAGUUAAAGGACUUCCAUGCUGCUGAAGAAUACUGUAUAUGGAACUCUGAGAACAGAGACAUGCAGUACAGACGGAGGCUUUUCCAUAUGCUGCUGUCAGUGUAUUUAAGUCCAGGCACUUCGGACUGUGCACUAGUCAUGGCUGCUGUGGAUCUCUUGAAUAACCACGCUGCUGAAUUUGAUGCGGGUCUAGUUUUGCAGGUGGUGCCUGACAGCUGGUCAGUGCAGCUCCUCUCCCCAUUCCUGACCGGAGCAGUGAGACGAAGCAUCCACACAAAAAGAAUGACUCAGGUUGCACUUGGCUUAGCACAAGCUGAAAACUUAAUUUACAAGCAUGAGAAGGUUAAACAAAGAGGAACCCCCAUUCUUCUUUCAGAGAAAAAAGUCUGUCAGGUGUGCCAAAAUCCCUUCUGUGAGCCUGUAUUUGUAAGAUACCCAAAUGGGAGUGUGGUCCACACGCACUGUGCUGCCAACAGACAUCUGAAUUCAAAUGUGACUCAUCACUCUUCCAGCUCCAGCAAUCAGACUUGAACUGUGUUCCAGUCCCACAGGUUCCCAUGACUUACACCCUAUUGAAAGUGGGCUGGAGAGAAAGGAUGAAGUGCAGCUACUUUAAGUAUAAAUCAAGAUGGACAGCUAGUUUUUUGGGUUAAAAGGAAAACUUCCAGUAAAUAUGAAAUAUUGCCACUUAUCUUUCUGAUUUCUAAUGAAUGUAGAUAGAAAAAAAAUUCACUACCAGACAUGGAGAGGUGCAAAUAUGGGCUCUUCUGUAUAUAGGAAUAAACACUUAAAGAAAAUGAGCCUUUUCUUCACAGUCAGGAUGAAUGUUAUGGAGCCAAGGCAAACAGUUAUUUUAAGAACUGUCACUUUGCACUGAAUGUGGUGUUCAUAAGUUGGUAGAGGUGGAGAUGGCAUCUAUUGAGUUGGAAUUCUUGAAACAUGACAGGACAAGAUUGACAUGGUGCAGCUUACCAUCAAGACAGAAACGUGUGUCAAUUAUAAUGUUUGCUGCAGCAUGUCUUCUUUUGGGCUGGAUUCUCUUCCCCAGGAUCACAUUAUGAAGUUCAUUUUUUUUUACUCUACAAAAUGUUGGGUCUUGAUGCACUUUUUAGUACCUCCCUCCCAUCCACCUAUAUGGAAUUUAAAUUUGAGCACUGGUCUGUUGGUUUUCAGCUCCUGCAGUUACUGUAAUAAACUGAGUGGAAGCUGACAGCCUCAGUCACACAGGUGUGCUUGGAAGAAGAAGAAAAAAAAACAAAGAUUGUCUGGUCAGACUGUAGUCACUUUUAUAUGGGGGAAGAGACCUUAACUUUAAUAUUGAUUUAUUUAUUAAUAUGCAAAUUUACUGUACAUACAGUUGAAUAAAUUGAUCUUAUCAUUGUAGAGUUUCUUUGGAGGAUUAAGAUGUAGUUGAUACAUAAGUGUACAGAUUAUGUGCAAAGUGUUUGCUAUAACAUAACUUAGGCAGGUUGGAACUUCACAAGAACAGGUUUUAGUCCUUGUUGAUGACUUUGUGCAAUCAAAACCACAGAAAGAAGGUAUAAUUGGCAAGAAAUGUACAAAAGUGCACUACAGGGGUACUGGAUUUGUUAUAUUCUACUAAACAUUCUGUAAACUAAGUUUUUUCAAAGAACAACACAAACUCCUUAUUUAACUGCCCUCAUCUGUAUUCACAUUGCUAUUUAACCAUUUUAAAGCAGGAAUUUAAAAGAGGCUGCUUUCCCCAAGAGAAGCCAGAAAAAUGACAAUUUUAAAUAAAAGUUAAUAUUUCAAAGUUAAAGCAUUUCUUUUCAUUCUGUAAAGCUCUAAUAAAUGCUAAGCUUACUGACCAGCAUGCAGCUGCUUCCCCAUUUCAGCAUUCCAAAUCAGUGGAGACUUACAGCAAAAUGGAAUAUUGUGCAUGGUACUUCAUAGAAUUAUAGAAUAUGCUGAGUUGGAAGAGAUCCAUCAGAAUCACCGAGUCCAACUCCUGCAGGACACCCCAAGGAUCACACCACAUGCCUGAGAGCCUUGUCUAGAUACAGUCUCCUUUUAUAGAAAGGUUGGCUUACAAAACUGCCUUCUAAGUGUAGUGCUGCCUCCAAGAAGGGGCAACCAGACCUAAAUCCAGGGGAAAAAGAUAUCCAUGUCUUUCUCAUAGAAUCAUACAAUGGUUUGGGUGAAAGGAACUGUAAAGAUCACCUACUCUAACCCCCCUGCCAAGGUACAUGGGUACAAAGUCCCUCUCUGGCUCCCUUGUGGGCUCCCUUCAGGUACUGGGUGGUACUAUAAGGUCUUCCCAGAGCCUUCUCUUCUCCAGGCUGAACAACUCCAGCCCUCAGCCUGUCUUCAUAGGAGAGGUGCUCCAGCCCUCUGAUCAUCUUAGUGGCCUUGCUCUGGCCUCAUUCCAACAGGUCAACAUCUUCCUUGUGUCGAGGCCCCAGAGCUGUACAGAGCACUCGGGUUGGGGAGGACUUUACUUUAAAGCAAAAGACCUUUGAAUCUUUCCUGAUUUUGAAAUUAGGAAAGUAUAACUCUUGUGUUGAAUUUUAUUUAUUUAUUUUUAAAAACCCAAGUAAGGAAUUUUGUAGUGCUUUCUACUAAGAUAUGUAAGCCAUAUUUAGUGAGAGGCACUUACAAAGAAGUCAGGUAUGGGUGUUUCUGGCUCAAUUCAGGCUUGAGUGAUUCUGCUUUGGCACUGGUAUGAGCAGACUAUCUUGUAUUCGUGGGUUUUGAACAUUGUGUAUACAACUGGCAAUGAUGACAUAGACAAAUUUUUAGUCCUUGGUCCUCAAAAUAUUUACUGAUAGAGAAGAAAUGGUUUUUACAAAGACUGUAAGACUUGUGUGCAGUAGCCUGCAAUUCAUAAGAAAUACUUUCAUUUGCUACCAGCAUCCUCAAUGUGCUCUUUGUUCUAUUUAAUAAGGAGUAUUAAAACAAAGACCCUUCUCCAUGAUUUAGACUAAUUCUAGUCACCAGGUAGUGAUGAACUUAGUCUUGUCAACUGCUGUUGCAAUGGAAUAAAGAUCAUAUCAUUCCAGACCACAGGAAAGUUCUUAAUUUUUAUUGCAUGAAAAGGUAUGUCUGUAAAAGAUUAAACAAUCUUUUCUUAAUAUUUUUUUGCAGAUGUGUGUUUUGGCUAAAAUGCAGCAGAAAUAAUAAUUGUUCUGACAUACAGAACAAAUACAGAAAUUAGAAUAAUGCAAGGUAGCAUAUUUGCAAGCAUAGGUGUUUGAAAGUGUGAUUAAUAUUUAAAUUGGGGGCAUCUAAUUCUUUUAGGUCUUCCCCCUCCCCCGAAAUGUGGAUUUGAGAAGUAUUGACAUUUCAUUCAUACAUUGUUACCUGUUUCUUUUUUAAAUUUUAUACUGGAGCUCAUUUGGAUGAAUUAAUAUGGAAAUCCCUAGGUAAUAAAAGGAAAAAGAAAAAGAAACAAUGUGAGGCUGAGG